AUGGCCAACCCAAAGAAGAGUAUAUUAAUCAUAGGUGGCGGUGCCGUUGGUGCCAUUGCUGCUCUCAACCUCGAAGCAGGCGGUCUCGCUACGGUCACGAUCGUGCUCAGGUCGAACUAUAAUGUCGUAAAAGAGCACGGAUACCACAUCGAGAGUUGCGAUCACGGGGUCUUGGAGGCUUGGAGACCUAGUGUAGUGCGCAAGACCGUUCCCAACAUCACCGAAGAAGAAUUACAGCCAUACGACUAUGUUAUUCUGGCUACGAAAAACAUUCCCGACAUCUCACCCAACGCACUCGACCUUGUGACCCCCGCUUUGCCCAAAAACAGCAACCGCACAACUCUUCUCCUCUACCAAAAUGGCCUUAACAUCGAGAAGCCCUUCGUUACCUCCCAUCCAAACAUACCUGUUCUUUCUGGCAUAUCCAUGAUCGGUAGUGAUGAGCCCUCCCCGGGCCACAUUAUCCACGGCGAGGGUGAGAAGCUAAAGGUUGGUGCGUUUAAGACUUCAAAUAUCAACCCUGCCGUUGGGGAGAGGAGAGCGCAGGAGUUUGUCGAGUUGUACGGGAAGAGUGGGAAGACAGAUGUCACGUAUAGUCCGGAUGUGCUAUAUGACCGAUGGAAGAAGCUUGUGUAUAACGCUAGUCUCAACCCUAUCUGUGCGAUCACGGGGCUGGACUCUGGGAGGAUACGACUUGCGGAUGGAGGAGUGGAGGGCUUGGUGAAGCCUGCAAUGAAAGAGAUUGUUGCCGCGGCGAAAGCGUGCGCAGGGGUGGAGUUGGAUGAGGGCAUCGUGGAAUGGACGAUUAAUGCGGAUCCGUUGGAGAGCUAUUUGAAGCCGAGUAUGCAGCAGGAUUUGGAGAAGGGCAACUUCAUUGAAUUUGAAAACCUAGUAGGCGAGCCGCUUAGGGAGGGCAAGAAUGCGGGUGUCCCAAUGCCGACCCUUGAAGUGCUAUAUCAGCUUGCGAGGGCGAUACAAUGGCGAGUUAGAGACGAGAGAGGCUUGGUAGACAUUCCGAAGAAGAGUGCGGACGGAUCAGAGACAACGAUAGGCUGA
Cucurbitaria berberidis CBS 394.84 is the source of this 1056-nucleotide messenger RNA. RefSeq names its product 2-dehydropantoate 2-reductase. Gene Ontology annotation, molecular function: 2-dehydropantoate 2-reductase activity. The record is from RefSeq and is a predicted model, not a curated record. The coding region runs from base 1 to 1056 and encodes 351 amino acids. The transcript is spliced from 3 exons. Gene Ontology annotation, cellular component: cytoplasm. NCBI's taxonomy places the organism in Eukaryota, Fungi, Ascomycota, Dothideomycetes, Pleosporales, Cucurbitariaceae. Gene Ontology annotation, biological process: pantothenate biosynthetic process.